Eimeria tenella is the source of this 1218-nucleotide messenger RNA. RefSeq lists its product as uncharacterized. Lineage: Eukaryota; Apicomplexa; Conoidasida; Eucoccidiorida; Eimeriidae. Bases 1 to 1218 code for a protein of 405 amino acids. The record is from RefSeq and is a predicted model, not a curated record. The transcript is spliced from 2 exons.
AUGCUGCUGCAGCGGUUCGCCCAGAGACUGCAGCAGCAGCAGCUGCAGCAGCAGCAGCAGCUGCUGCUGCUGAAGAGGCUUGAAGCGAAGUUUACAAGCACUGCUUCUGCUAGGGAGCGAGCUGCAGCUGCUCAGCAGCUGUCUGAGCAGCAACAGCAUCGGCAGCAGGAACAGCAGCAGCAGCAGGAACACCAGCAGCAGCAGCAGCAACUGUCUAUACAGCAGAGGCUGCAGCAGAUCGCGCAGCGGGUGGUAUUCUCCACAGCUGUGAGGAUACGCGGUUUCCUCAGCAGCAGCAGCAGCAGCAGUAGCAGCAGCUACGCCUUUGGAGGCUGGUGUAACUCGGGGCUCAUCGACCCUGUUGCUGCGGAUGCUGCAUCAGAGAAGGAGCAGCAGCAGCAGCAGCAGCAGCAGCCCAGCAAGUUGCUGCAGCAGGCAGUGCCCAGAGUGCUGCUGCUGCACCCUCAGUACGACCCUGCCGACCCUGUGCCCGAGCUGCUGCCCCAAAGCUACCUGCAGCAGCAGCAGCAGCUGCUGCUGCAGCGUGCUGGCGGUGGGAAGAACUCGCGGCGUAGGCAGCAGCAGCAGCAGCUCCCGAAGGGGCCUCUACCUGCCUCUGCUGCUGCUGCAACUUCUGCUGCUGCUGCUGCUGCUGCUUGCAUCCCUUCUCCUUUUGACUUUUCCUUCCCGUGGGCAAUGGGCCCCAGUGAGCGGCUCUACACUUAUCUUUGCAGUGUGGGCCCACCCUCAGCAGCAGCAGCAGCAGCAGCAGCAGCAGCAGCAGCAACAGGCCGAGGGCCCCCGCCUGGUGCAGCAGCAGCAGCAGCAGCUGCUGCUUCUUUGGGGGCCCUCGUGAGGGGCCGUCGUGUGCUGGACUGCGGCUGCUACGAAGGGGCUGGGGUGUCGCUGCUGCUGCAGCAGCUGGGGGCAGCAGCAGCAGUGGGCGUAGACAUUAGCAAAGCAGCAGCAGCAGCAGCAGCUCGCCGCUGCCAGCAGCAAGUAGCAGCAGGCCGUGCGGCGCUGCUGGGGGGGGACCUCUGCAGCAGCACGGUGCUUCCGCAGGUGCAGCAGCAGCUGCGGCGGCUGCAGCAGCAGGCAGCUGGCGAUCGGCCCCCCCACCCAGCAGCAGCAGCAGCAGCGCCAGCAGCAGCAGCAGCAGCAGCAGCAGCAGAUGAGGGCUUUGAUGUCGCCGUUGCUGCCAGCUUCUCUGUCCCGUAG